Messenger RNA from Cadophora gregata, 858 nucleotides. RefSeq lists its product as uncharacterized. NCBI's taxonomy places the organism in Eukaryota, Fungi, Ascomycota, Leotiomycetes, Helotiales, Ploettnerulaceae. The record is from RefSeq and is a predicted model, not a curated record. The coding region runs from base 1 to 858 and encodes 285 amino acids. The transcript has 2 exons.
AUGCGCUUUCAACGUCUGGUUGAGUAUGCCGGUAUUAUGGUUUGUCAAUCAAGAACAGCUCCAAAACCAGCAGUCGACAUCAAGACCAACCAAGACAAACUCACCACUUGCUUCUCCGACCUUCCGAUAGAGCUACGUUUGAUAUGCUAUGAAGUUGCUCGACCUGAGGCCAGGGUUUUCAAACUCUCCCUCUCGAAGCAUCACAAGCCCAAUGAUUGGUCAGCAUGCUGGUACAGCGGAGCUAUGGUGCCAAACUUGCUGCACGUCUGUAAAGAGUCUAGGGACCUUGCUUUGAAGUGGUAUAAAGCUUCUUUUGGUCCCAAACACCAGCGAUAUACAAGCACCCGUGGCGGUCUACCUAUCCCAAGCUUUUACUUUGACUGCUCUCGAGAUUACCUCUAUGCACAAUGCAGCAAGUGUAAUGGAAGUGGAUGCGAUUCCAGCGAGUUGAGCAUGUGCGAUAUCUCUCUGCUUGAUCGUGAUCACAGAGACCUCACGAAAAGGCUCUUUGUUGAGUUUUCAGGAUUUUCUAUGACAUUAUGGCUUCCACUAAUCUGGUUUCGAAAUCUCGAGCAUGUGAAAUGCGUCCACUGGGAGAAUGGGCUGCUCUUCCGUCAUGAGGCCAAACUAUCAGAUUUCAUUGAGACAGAGGGAAAGUAUCACUGGCAAGAAGGAAAGACUAUGAGGGAGUGUUUCGAAGCUCAGGGACAUAAGAUGAGAGAAGACGAUCUUGGGGAUUCCAUUCGCGGCGUUAAGUCUUUCGCGGAGGUGGCUCUGCGUCAGCCAAAUAAGCCCUCAGAUGUUUUCCAGCAUACCAAAAUCCAGUGGUUUAAAGACAGAGCAACACGGAGCCUAUGA